Medicago truncatula (barrel medic) is the source of this 1663-nucleotide messenger RNA. RefSeq names its product CMP-sialic acid transporter 4. Gene Ontology annotation, molecular function: pyrimidine nucleotide-sugar transmembrane transporter activity. Gene Ontology annotation, cellular component: Golgi membrane. The transcript has 11 exons. Lineage: Eukaryota; Viridiplantae; Streptophyta; Magnoliopsida; Fabales; Fabaceae. The record is from RefSeq and is a predicted model, not a curated record. Bases 185 to 1252 code for a protein of 355 amino acids. Gene Ontology annotation, biological process: pyrimidine nucleotide-sugar transmembrane transport.
AAAAAGAAAGGGAGCGGAAAGAGAGAGAGAGAGAGAGAGAGCGAGAUCUAUCUAUCUAUCUGAGUGUUGUAAUUGAAUUGAAUUGGAAAAAGAAUUAGAAUGCGUGGUGUGUUGUGUAGGGUUUGAACGAAUUCAAGUGUCUGUCUGUAGAUCGAUCUUCUCUUUUCUUGCGAUACUAACUAAAAUGGACUACAGGAAAAUCAAAGACCAGAAAGAUAUUGAUGUGGAGGCAGCAGCGAAGGACGACGUUGAAGAAUCAUAUCCAUUUGUCCCUUCUGCCUCCUCCUCCAUUGGAGAACCCAAAAUUGACAUAAACAGGAUCAAACCACAGUGGAAGCGCAAGUCUCUGGUUACAUUUGCAUUGACUAUUCUUACUAGUUCCCAAGCCAUUCUAAUCGUCUGGUCCAAGAGAGCUGGCAAGUAUGACUAUAGUGUUACUACUGCUAACUUUUUGGUUGAAACUUUAAAAUGUGCUAUUUCCAUCAUCGCUCUUGCAAGUGCUUGGAGAACAGAAGGUGUUACCGAGCAAAACAAGUUGACUGCGUCUUUAAAAGAAGUUAUAGUCUAUCCUAUCCCAGCAGCACUUUACCUUUUCAAAAACUUGCUUCAGUAUUACAUCUUUGCAUAUGUAGAUGCUCCUGGCUAUCAGAUAUUAAAAAACUUAAAUAUUAUCACUACAGGCGUGCUCUACAGAAUUAUACUUAAGAAAAAGUUGAGUGAGAUUCAGUGGGCUGCUUUUGUUCUACUAACUGCUGGGUGCACAACAGCUCAGUUGAAUUCUAAUUCUGAUCAUGUUCUUCAAACUCCUGUUCAAGGUUGGGUGAUGGCAAUUGUCAUGGCUCUCUUGAGUGGUUUUGCAGGAGUAUAUACUGAGGCUAUUAUAAAAAAGCGCCCUUCGCAGAACAUAAAUGUUCAAAACUUCUGGUUGUAUGUCUUUGGCAUGGGCUUCAAUGCUGUUGCAAUAUUGGUUCAAGAUUUUGAUGCAGUGGUGAACAAGGGAUUCUUUCAUGGAUAUUCAUUCAUUACCUUUCUCAUGAUUUUCAACCAUGCACUCAGUGGAAUUGCUGUAUCAAUGGUAAUGAAAUACGCUGACAACAUUGUGAAGGUGUAUUCUACUUCAGUGGCAAUGCUUCUUACAGCAGUUGUUUCUGUAUUCCUGUUUGGCUUCCAUCUCUCCCUAGCCUUCUUCCUUGGAACAAUUGUUGUCUCCGUUUCAAUUUAUCUGCACUCUGCUGGGAAGAUGCAACGAUAACUAUGACUGCUGCCCUAUAUUUUUCCAACAAGGGAUAUUUUUGUUUAUUUAUCCGUAGUUGAUUAGCCUCAUUUCAAAUGCUAUUUUGAAACUUUAGUUCAAGUGUUAGUGUAUACUUUGAAACCCAUCUUUGGUGUAUCUCAACAAAGACGGAAUUGGGUUCUUGAAAGGUGAUAUGCAAGUUCCACCAGAAGCUCUUAUCAGAGCCUAUGCAUUGCCUUUAAAGUGAAAUAACCUUCAUCCCCCCUCCCAUAUUUUUUGUUUCAAAGGUUUAAGCAAUGCUAUAAUUAAGCAAUGUGCUUGUGUGUGUGUGUGUGUGUGUCACGUGAUUUGUGGCGAGGGGUGUGUGUAUAUUACAUUUUCACGAUCCAGUUUUGGUAUCUUACUCAGUUAUUGUGAUUAUCUCAUAAA